Messenger RNA from Ostreococcus lucimarinus CCE9901, 889 nucleotides. RefSeq lists its product with no specific name. Bases 1 to 828 code for a protein of 275 amino acids. The transcript has a single exon. NCBI's taxonomy places the organism in Eukaryota, Viridiplantae, Chlorophyta, Mamiellophyceae, Mamiellales, Bathycoccaceae. Gene Ontology annotation, cellular component: mitochondrial matrix. The record is from RefSeq and is a predicted model, not a curated record.
AUGCGCAAGAGUCUCCGAUCUAUCGCGUCGUGCGCCUCGCGCGUCGUCGCGCGCGCGACGCCGCGCGCGUCGUCGACGAAUGCGUCGCCUCGAACGUUGCCGAGGUUAACGACUCGCGCGAGUGCCGCGGCGCCGCGGAUCGCGCUCGACGCGCGUUUCUGCGCGCGUGGAUUCGCGAGCGAUGCGUCUGCGCCGGUGAGCGCGCGCACGCUGAGCGAAGCGCUGCUGGAGGAGCGCGCGCACGAGAGCGCGGCGUACGAGCCGAGCGCGGCGGCGGCGAGCGGACCGCCGGAACCGUUCGAGUUACACGAGACGGAUGGUGACGCCGAGGUGACGUUGACGAAGACGUACGGUGACGACGAGGAAAUCGCGGUGACGUUUGUGGCGCAAGAAGAGCCGUACGACGAUGAUAUGCUCGAUGAGGAUGAUUUCGACGAGGAGGAGGACGGGUUGGAUGAGGAAUUGGAACUCGAAGAAGAUGAGAGUAUCGCGAUCGACUUUAACGUGGUCGUCAGUAAGACGGAUGGGAGCGCACACCUCGAUUUCGACUGCGUGACGGAUGGAGAAAUCAUCGAGAUCAGGCACGUGUCUUACGAACAGUACGACGAGAACAAUCCAAUUUUAGGCACGGCGUACUCGGGGCCAAACUUUGAAGACUUGGAAGAAACCGUGCAGGACAAGUUCCACGACUACUUGGAAGUCAGAGGCAUCAACUCCGAUCUCGCGUCGUACAUAGUCGAGGCUCAUCUCGAUAAAGAGCAAAGAGAGUACACGAAUUGGCUCGGAAACGUCUCCAAGUUUGUCGCGGACAAGAAGGAAACAAAAUAAAAUAAGCGAGAGCGGAAUUUAGCUACUAAACUUGUGUAUGUUACUGCAAAAUACCUUUUCA